AUGUCUACACUUGCCGAGCGCGCUUACGUGCUCGUUGUCUUGUGUUGUGGUUCAGAAAGGCAUUGCCAGCUUUAUCCGCAUUAUCGUAUAAGAGUUCAAGCCAGACCAGCAGAAGUUUGGAUGAUCAAAGGUCUGGUAGACAAGCUCGAUGAAAGUAUACGAUCAGGUCAAGGCAAUGAUAAGGACACAGACAUUUCAAAUAGCUCCUCUUCUACAGACGCAGAAGCAAAGGAAGCUCGAGGCGAAAACCUAAAAGCAGCAUCCUAUCUUUAUCGGGUACUUUGGGAUACAAUUUUUCUACACAAUGAUAAGCCAUUUCAGCAUCCUAUCUUCGAUGAAGACGAUCGCGUUCAUCGAUACGGACUGCGUGCUAGCGAGAUCGUAAAUCGAGCUUGCACAAGUCCAUAUUGUGCGAUCGAAUAUAGCGAAAAUGAGCUAGACGAAUACGACGAUGAAGACGAUUCAGAAUUUGACAUUCAUGACAUGAUCUAUGGAGGAGAAUUUGGCGUAAGCGAGGACGAAGAUUGGGAAGAUGAAGAUAACGAUUUCAUCGAUGACGGACCUGUCGAGAUCAAUGAUGAUAGUGAAGAUGAAGUUGAAUUCGAUCAUCAUCUGCACCAUGGCGCUCAUGAUCACGACAAUAGAGAUGUUCAACUUGUCGCCAUCAAUGGUCGAAAUGUGCCUCCAGUAAGAAGACGACGCGGGUUUAAGUGCGUGUCUUAACUC
Molecule: messenger RNA, 726 nt
Organism: Meira miltonrushii
Lineage: Eukaryota; Fungi; Basidiomycota; Exobasidiomycetes; Exobasidiales; Brachybasidiaceae
Exons: 4
Coding region: 1-723 (240 amino acids)
Source: RefSeq, a predicted model, not a curated record